CAUUCGAACUUCUAUAGAUGAUGGUGCAUUUUUCAGAAAUAAAUAGUAAGAUUGGUGGAGCUACAAAUUUGUGGAAAAUAAACGAUUUACGGAACGAGUUCUUUGUCAGUGUUACAGAGGCAGUGUUACACAAUGCUGACGUUCAACUCGAGUUGCUAACCCCCGGUAAAGAUCACUAUGAUUUGAUCAUUGUCGAAGUUUUUCGCCAGGAUGCACUUUAUGGAUUUGCUGCACAUUUCAAUGCGCCCAUCAUUGGAAUUUCUACAUUUGGUACCGACUGGAAUAUUGAUGAGCUAGUAGGCAAUACUGCUCCACUCUCCUAUAUACCAUUGGUUACAACUGCACUAAGUGAUUACAUGACCUACUGGGAGAGAGUUCAUAAUUUUGUUGAGACAACUGUAGCUUGGCUCAAUUGGAAACUAAAAUAUCACCCAGUUCAGAACAAGCUGUAUGAGCAAUUCUUUCCUCAUGUCGCCAACAAAGUUCCAUUGGUUGAUCUAUCCAAGAACUUCUCAUUAGUUCUACUCAAUCAACACUUUUCGCUCAGUUUCCCUCGUCCUUAUGUGCCAAAUAUGAUCGAGGUGGGAGGACUACAUAUAUCUCACAAACCUGCUCCAUUGCCGAAAGAUAUUGAAGACUUUAUCGAAGGAGCUGGAUCGGCUGGUGUCAUCUACUUCUCAUUGGGUUCAAAUAUCAAUAGCAACGAUUUACCUGAAGAGCGAACUCAGAUGCUACUCAGAACUUUUGCAAGUCUUCCACAGCGUGUUCUGUGGAAAUUUGAAAAUGAUCAGUUGCCUGGAAAACCAUCUAAUGUUUUUCUUAGCAAGUGGUUUCCACAGCCCGACAUUCUAGCGCACCCUAAUGUUAAACUUUUCAUCACGCAUGGAGGCUUGCUGAGUACGAUUGAGAGUAUUCACCACGGCAAGCCUGUGCUCGGAUUACCAUUUCAUUACGAUCAGUUUCUUAACGUGGAACGUGCUAAACGAACUGGUUUUGGACUCGGUCUCGAUCACAAAGAGAUGACAUCCGAGGAACUGAAAAUUGCGAUUCGUCGACUACUGACUGAGUCCAGUUUUGCGAAGACAGCUCAACAAUUAUCUGGUCGCUAUAAAGAUCAGCCAAUGAGUCCGCAAGAAACAGCUAUUUGGUGGACUGAAUAUGUUCUGCGACACAAGGGAGCACAUCACAUGCGGGUUGCGGCUCAAGAUCUUAGUUUUGUGGAAUAUCAUAAUUUGGAUGUGAUUGGAAUGUUCAUCAGUAUUUUUAUUAUAAUUGUUUGCGCAUUUGUUCUGAUUGUACGCAAGUUUUUGGGCAUUGGCAAUAGUCCAAAAGUAUACAGUAAAAUAAAAUUAAAAAGUAAAUAAUGCUGAAAUUUAUUAUAAGAAUUUAUGUUUCCA
Molecule: messenger RNA, 1397 nt
Organism: Drosophila nasuta
Lineage: Eukaryota; Metazoa; Arthropoda; Insecta; Diptera; Drosophilidae
Product: UDP-glycosyltransferase UGT5-like
Exons: 1
Coding region: 18-1364 (448 amino acids)
Molecular function (GO): UDP-glycosyltransferase activity
Source: RefSeq, a predicted model, not a curated record